GCCACUCUGUUGUGGCAUUAAGUAAGUGUUUAUUUAUUUGUCAUUUUUAUUUUCUAUGAUAAAGUGAUUGAUGUGCUACAGCACCCUCUAAGAGAACCUUUUGUAGCUAACGUUGCUAUGGACACACAUCAAGAAAUAACUUUUGUUAAAGAACAGGCACAAGUUAGCAUAACCAAACGAGGGAAGGUAAGUCAUAGGACAUGAAAAGUUCAUUCAGUUUUGAUGGAAGGGGUUACAGAGGAGUAAUUUGAAGGCGAUUGGACAGAGAGAAUUGAAAUAGAGAAAGGGAAUUACAUGGAGGGAAGAAAGGGACUCAUAUGGAUGAUAAAAAAUGUUGCAGACCCUAGCUGUGGGACCUAAAGACUGAUGUGGAGAGUGCAUAGUCCUGAUAGAUCUCACAGGAACUGGGAAAGAGAGAAGAGGAUUGUUAAACAAGCAACUGGUAUGAAAGUGAGCUAGAAGGACAAAUGAUGGGACAAGAGAAGGAACUGAUAUGGAGAUGGCAUUAAACUGUAAAAAAUGUUUGGUCCUAAGUUAGAAAAGAAAGAAAGACAGCAAUAUUUGAAGGGGAAUAGAAGCCUGCAGUAAACUAUUUUCAUUGGUGUCUCAGAAUAAAAUGGCAGUUUGCAAAUAAAUGCAAAAUGAGAAAGAAGAGGGACCCAAACAGAGAGAUGGAUAAAUGAAAACUGUUUUGGACACGUUUAGAGCAGCCAUGCCAAGGGUUAUUCACUUAAAUAUGUGAAAUGCUGACUAACCAACAUUAUUCAGGUUACCAAUAUUAAUAAACAACCAGCUGGGAUCCCCCUAAUGUGUUCUGUAAAGCCCUGAGUCAUAUCAGAUGGGUUUGAAGGAUAUCUACCUCCAUUUCUAAAAGUUACAUUGACAAUGUAUAGCUUAAAUAGGGUAUAAGAACUAACCAUUUGAUAUUUAAGAUAGCUUUAGAAAAUUUACCCUUCAAAUAAAUAAGAAAGUAGAGAACAUGGUGAGAUCUCUGCCCUAUGCUAGGAUUCUUGAUCUAAUGCCAAUUACAUAAUUUUGGAUUUUAGUGAUUACAAUGAGAUGCAAAAAGGUAGAAUUUGAGGAAUCCACAAAAUUGUUGCUAUUUCCCUGUGUGAGUUCCAAUUGUGAUAAGCAAGCAUUUAAAAGUCAUGUCGGCUUCUGCAGUUGACAGAUUGUGAAGAUUUUUAAAGAAUACCCCAUCUAGAAAACAAUGCCCCAAAAUAAAUAUUUAACAGAGAAGAGAGGUAGGAACAAAAGUAAAAAAUGUCGGGUUGCUUUUGGGAAAUGGGGGGUAACCCCUAGUAACUAUUGUAAAGAGAAAAAGAGAGAAUAAACAAAAACAGAGAAACCAUAGGGUUAAGAUAAAUCAGUCCCAAAGGUUCCCUGUAAUUGCAGUGCAACCCAAAGAAAAGUAAUUAAAAAUUAACUUUUAAUAAAUUCCUUCUAAAAAAAUCAAUGCUUAAAUGAUAAGUAAUAGGUGUCACACAAAAAAUAAUUAAAUAAAACACGGAGAGAGAGGAGAAUAGAAAUUGCAGAGUCACUAGGUUAUUCACAGAGAAAGAGAGAGAAAAGGGUUUGCCUAAAGUAUCUUGAAGACAUCCAAUAUUGUCUAUAGUGAAAGAAAGGUCUUGAAUCUGUCUAACUGUGAAACCCUAGUAUGAAUAGUACUGUCUCCUAACUCCCAUUACUCAUAGGCUAGAAUCACCUGCCUACAUGUAACAAAAUAAAGCCUUGAUGGAAGGUACACAGAGGUUAAAGUCUAAAGAUAAAAGUGAAGAGAGGGUGGUAUACGCGGAGCAUCCUAAAUGAUCUAAACUAGCUGCAGCAUAGUCCCCGGUCAAACUCCAACCACCCGCUCACUAACUGAUCCCACAGAGGCAAAACGCGCUUCGGGAUUAGUUAGUGAGCGGGUGGUUGGAGUUUGACUGGGGACUAGACAGUUAACUGCUUCUACUCUGUCCAUCUUCUGUAGGAGACAUUCGUCCAUUUUGAAUUAUACAAAAGCAUUUUAAUAUAAACAGCUCUGCUGAAAAUGGUAAACAAGUAAAGGGACACGCCAAACCCUUAACCCCUUAAGGACUGGACUGUUUUUGCGAUGUUGUACAUUUGCGACCAGGCAUAUUUUUACACUUUUGUGGUGUUUGUGUUUGGCUGUAAUUUUCCGCUCUCUCAUUUACUGUUCCCAUACAAAUUAUAUAUUGUUUUUUCAGGACAAAAGGGGCUUUCUUUACAUACCAUUAUUUAUAUAAUCUCAUGUAUUUUAAUUUAAAAAAAAUAAAAAAAAUAUGAUGAAAAAUUGAAAAAAUUGGCUUCUACUUGAAAAAUCUUUUACUCAUUUACAAAAGCGAAUGAAAAAAACUGCUAAAUAGAUUAAAAAUUUUGUCCUGAGUUUAAAAAUACCCAGUGUUUACGUGCUUUUUUGCAUGUUAUAGGGCUAUAGGUACAAGUAGGAUAUUGCGGUUUCAAAACAUACAUUUUUAAAAUUGAUUAAUAGUGACAUUGUAACACUAUUAGCUGUCAUAAAUCUCUGAAUAACACCCAACAUGUACAUAUUUUUUUUAAAGUAGACAACCCAGGGUAUUCAAUAUGGGGUAUGUCCAGUCUUUUUUAGUAGCCACUUAGUUGAAAACACUGGCCAAAGUAAGCAUUCAUAUUUGUAUGUGUGUGAAAAAAGUAAAAAAACUAAAUUGAACGCUAAUUUUGGCCAGUGUUUGUGACCAAGUGGUUACUAAAAAAGACUGGACAUACCCCAUUUGCAAUACCUUGGGUUGUCUUCUUUUGCAAAUGGUAUGCCAUCAUGGGGGUAAUUCUCAUUCCUGGGCUACCAUACGCUCUCAAAGGCAACGUAACCAACCUGGCCAUUUUCAAUGUAAAAAUAUUUGACCCAUAUACAGGACAUUGCAACUUUUAAAUCCAUAAACCUGCGAUAAUCCAACUGUGCUUUUCUGGACACACAUACCUUAUACUUAAUUUACUUUUAACAACUAUACCUCACAUCAUUAUGCCAUAUUAUCAGUGAAGUGCUGUUAACUGUGUGCUUGCUAAAUUUAAAGUGAAUUAUCAUUUAUCAUCUGGGAUAUGUUUUGAAGACUAAUCUGGGCCUUCCCGAGUAAACCAUUUGGACAGUUCUGAAAUAAACUGUUUUAGGGUGUCGAAAACCUACAGGACUUACAUUCUAUUUCUAGUCUUUCGCGGUAUCUGAAAUUGAUCCAGCAACAGAAUGGCUGGGGAUCAACGGCUGCCGGGGUUCUGGUCGCGGGGUCACAGGUUACUCCCUGCGCAAAAGUAAUGUUCAGUUAUUGUCAUUUUUACACACUAAAUAAAGUGAUUGAUGUGCUAAUCACCCUCUAAGGAAAGUGGUCUAGCUAACGUUGCCCUGAGCACAAAAUAAUAACUUUUGUUAAAGAACAGGCACAACUAGCAUGUUUCACGAGGGAGGUAAGUCUCUGGUGGCCGCUUCAUUCAGCUUGAGGAAGGGUUACAGAGGAGAAUUUGAAGGCCUUGGAUGAGAGAAUGGGCGGCGGAAAGGGCGCAGCUGAGGGAAGAAGGGACUCAGCGGAUGGGAGUCCGGUUGAGACCCUAGCUGUGGACCUAAGACUGACUGGACAGGCAUAGUCACUGAUAGACAUACACAACUGGGAAAGAGACAGACAUUUGUUAACACAAGACAACUGGUACAAAGACAUACAGAACACACACUUACAAACAAGACAAAAGACUACAAACACACAUUACAGUAAAAAACAGUUUGGUAACAGUUGACAAGAAAGACAGACACAAUACUGAACUGACACUCACUGACACACACACUCACUCACACUCACUCUCACAACACUCUGGCAGCAGACACACUAACUCUAACUGCAAAGAACACUCACCAACACACACUCUGGAUAAACACACUCUAACACUCACACACUAGACACUCACACACUCUAACACUCACACACAUAUGUAACUGCUGACUCUCAACUUAAUUUUAAUACCCCAUAAUAAACAACCAGGAGGAUCCCCCUAAUGCCUCUGUAAAGCCCUGAGUCUAUCAGAUGGGCGGGAAGGAGUCUGCUGCGGGCUAAAAGCGGGUUGACAAUGUUAGCUUCAUAGGGAUAAGCACUAACAUUUGAUCUUAAGAUAGCUUUAGAAAAUUACCCUUCAAAUAAAUAAGAAAGUGAGAAGGGGUGGAUCUCUAUCAUUGCUGGAUUCUUGAUCUAAUGCCAAAGCAUGAGUUGGAUUUUAGCAUUACCUGAGGGUGGCCGGGGAAUUUGAGGAAGGGGAAAAUUGGCCUAGUCCCUGUGUGAGUUCCAAUUGGCUAAGCAGCAUUUAAAACCGGGUCGGCUUCGCACCGCCCCUUGUGGGAUUUUUAAAGAAUAACCAUUAGAAAACAAAUACCAAAAUAAAUAUUAACAGAGAAGAAGGUCAAAUUAAAAAUGCCUGGGAAAUGGCAGGCAGGUCCCUCAAAUUGCAAUCAAUAAAAUUACUGAAUUAUGUAAAAAUAUUACAUAAAUACGCACGUAGAAUUUAAAUAUAUAUGCAUAUUUAUAUAUUUGAAGUCUAUGUGUAUAUUUAUAUAAUUAUUUAUGUAAUUUUGUAUAUGGACAUAUGUAUAUUUUGUAUUAUUUUUAUUUAUUUAUACAUACAUAGAUAUAUAUACAAAUUCAUUCUAAGUGUAUUUUGAUAUAAAUAUAUAUUAAUUUUAAAAUACAGUUAGAAUAAAAUUUCAUAUAGAUAUAUAAUUUUUUUAAAAUUUUUAUUAUUAUUUAAAAACUUUUUUAUUUAAUUUAAAUUACGUAUUAUUUAUAUUUUAUAAUAAUAAUAUAUAUACACACAAUAUAUAUAUAUAGUUAUUAUAUAUAUUAUAUAUAUGUGUGUAAUUUAAUUAUAAGUAUUUUUAUAUUAAUAUAAGUACAUAUUAAUAUAAAAAUACACUUAGUAUGGCAUUAUAUAUGAUAUAUAGACAUAUAUUAUAUAUAUAUAUAAUAUAUGUCUAUAUAUCAUAUAUACACAUAUAUAAUUUAUUUUUUAUUAACACUAACUUUAUUUUUAUUUUUUUAUUUUACACUAGCAGGGAGACUGCCUGUCAGCACAGACAGUUCCCCUGCAGGCAGACACAUGGACACCUAUUGUGACCAUGUGAUCGCUCUGUUAAGCGAUCACAUGGCCACAGGGGUCCUAAUUCAGUGUGGGGAGACUGUCUGGGCUGCAGGCAGUCUCCCCACACCGGGAGCCACGCUGAUCGCCGCCGGGGGAAUGACGGCGAUCAGGUAAGUAACUCAGACCGUUAGGACGGUUCAGGACCGUCAUCGGUCGGCAACGCAAAAAUGCCGAUGACGGUCCUGAACCGUCCUCGUCGUUAAGGGGUUAAAGCACUUCUGCCUGCUGGGGUGAUUUAUGUGUGAAGAGUGUUACACCCUCCUGGUUGUCAAUCAAACAACCAGUCCUGUUACUUCCUGGUUUGGUUAGCUCAGUAGAGAUAAACACAAGAAAAAGGCAAUUGCCCAGAGCACCUGCCUUGCAAAAACUUCUUAUGGAGCUGCAUUGGGAAGUUUGUGAUUAAAAAGCCACAGAAAGUCUGGGCAGGGUUAGAAGAGGGGGGAUUGGGGGGGGAGGAAUUGCAAAGGCUAGAGACAAGAGAACUGCAACUUAUUUAAAAGAAAACCUGAUUUUAGAUAUAACCCAUGGAAAACAAUGCAUAAUUAAAUGCAUACAUGAUUUUAUUUUUCAUUUGGGCAAUAGAUUGUCCCUUUAACAUGAAGUACUCAUUCUUCUUUCAAAAUCCCCCAGCAGUGGCCACAUCUUUGCUAUGUGACUUCUGACAUACUAUAAUUCUAACACUAUGUUUGAAAGAGAACUGAAUAUUGCUUGCCUAUUCUAAACAAGAUAUGUUUCAGUGUCCCUAGUAUUUCAUCUAAUAAAUUGAUGUUGAAAUGAAGUUCUGUUGAAGGCUGCCAAGUGUUCAUUGUGCCAAGCGUUAUCUUUCCUUUCUCCUUUUUGGAUGCAAGAUAUUGGGGAAAGAAAGGGGACUGCUGUUUACAGUCUCUCUGCAGAGAAUCAGAGGGCAGGCAGGACCUUUGCAGAGAGUUUGAUUCUCCGCAGGUGAAAACAGCACUGCCGAAUAGGGAAUUUAAUCAUGUGAUACAGGUUACAUUUUGUUUUGGAUUUUAUUAGAAUGCAAAACAAAUUCAAAAUGUGUGCAUACACUGUGAUGACGGAGUUCAUUUGCAGCAUUUACUGUACUGAUUUUGUAGUUGUGCACAGACAUUCGAACUCUCUAACUGUGUGCGUAUCUAUUUUACAGCCGGCACUCAGUGUGAAGUUUCUGCUUCGGCGAGAGUAAACUGCGGGUUUCCUGGAAUCACUGCAACUGAAUGUGAAAAUAAAGGGUGCUGCUUUGACUCUGCCAUUCAAGGUGCUCCAUGGUGCUUUCACGCUCAGACUAAAGAUGGUAAUGUCAUUUUUGUAACUUUCUAAAUUUGAAUGUAGAUACACGGAUUUCAGCAUCAGCAAACAUGACUAACCCUUUUAUUAUAAAUGUAUUUCCAUUAGAGCUUAACAUUUACUUAAAAUGACAUUUACGGGUUUAUUAUGUUUCUGUGUUCAUUUUAUAAAUCUUUGGUCGUAUUAGCUCAAUUGAGCAUUGCAAUCAUUCCGACGGGUUCAGAAAAUUAGCACAGAAUGACAUAUAAUUUUUAUGAAAAAAUGUAGGAUUAUUUAAAUUAUUCCAGGUAAUAGCCCAAUUCUCGUCCACUUCUUAGAGCUCUGAGAAUAUUACCGGCUAUCUUUUUGUACUUGUCUAAGGCAGAAAAAAAUAUAUCUAGAAAACAACUUGUAUGAACGGAGAAAUCAAACGCUGGGGAAAAAAUAUCCAGAAAAAUAAAUAAAUCUGGAAACAAAUCACAUGGAAAUCCAGCAUAAUCCACCAAACGGUGGAAUACUCACCCAGUAUACUAUUGACGUUACACUCACAAACAGAUGUAGAUAUGGGCACUCAUUACCCUUCUGGAGUAUAUCGAAAAGAAAAUCUUCUUAUAUGGUAGCUCUAUUUAAUUAAACGGGACAAACUGUUUAAUGUAUAGGGCAUAGCUGGUAUUAUCCCCACCUAGGAUUCUUUAGUGAGGUCCUCUCUGGAACUUCAAUAUUUACAGAUUGCCUUGAAAUUCCUCAAGUGAUACAGUUUGUGCACAGACUGUAUCACUUGAGGAAUUUCAAGGCAGCCCAGAGGGGUCUUUUAAUUUUUCUUCCACCAUUUUUACUUUAUGUUUAUUUCGAUGUAUUUGUCAGAUACAUUAAGAAGAUCACAUUCAUGUUCACAUUUCUAGCGUUUCUGGCUUUUUCACGUAUCUUUUUUGUACUAUACCGUAGAAAGAACAUAAUUUUUAGAAUUUUAUUUUUAAGAGUAUUUUAAGAUUACCCUUUCCUAAUUAUUGAGGUUAUUUUUGUAGCACAGACAGCCAGACUAUAAAGGUUCCCAUCCUUUCCUUCCAUCACCCCCAGAGUGCUUGUGCCAGACCUAUACUGACAAGGUUUGUGCUAGAAGCAGUCCUGAAUUUGGUAGGACCGUUUCUAUUAGAGUGUUCUGCUGUCCCUACUUUGUUCCCUGGUGUCCUGCUUUUAUCUCAGUUAAUGCUCUUCUUAGGGCACUAGAAAUAUUCAGAGAGUGCGCUGUUUCAGGUGGCGGGAUGGCCUGCGUGAUUGGCAUUCAUGCUAGGCUAACCUGUCUAUACUUCAAAUUGAUCUUUCUGGACAGGACUAACCCUUUGGGCAGCACCAGUGAUUAGCUUCAUAGUCACCCCCCUUUUAUGCCGCCUAUUGGGCCGAUGUUGGGGGGCAUGUAGAAAAAAGAUGCUGGCAGCAUUACUGAGAGUGCGACUAUGCUGCAUAUAUACAUGAGAUAAAAUGACCCUGACAAUGCUGUCCAUGUUGGCCAACUAUCUCUGGAGCCAUAUACUUGGUAGACACCAAAUCAUAGCUAUGCACAGCAUAUUCUAUUAGUCUGUGCACGCAGAGAAAAAUACAACCAAAACCUUACUUAAAGGAACACUAUAGUCACCUAAAUUACUUUAGCUAAAUGAAGCAGUUUUAGUGUAUAGAUCAUUCCCCUGCAAUUUCACUGCUCAAUUCUCUGUCAUUUAGGAGUUAAAUCACUUUGUUUCUGUUUAUGCAGCCCUAGCCACACCUCCCCUGGCUAUGAUUGACAGAGCCUGCAUUGAAAAUAAAACUGGUUUCACUUUCAAACAGAUGUAAUUUACCUUAAAUAAUUGUAUUUCAAUCUCUAAAUUGAACUUUAAUCACAUACAGGAGGCUCUUGCAGGGUCUAGCAAGCUAUUAACAUAGCAGGGGAUAAGAAAAUCUUAAUUAAACAGAACUUGCAAUAAAGAAAGCCUAAAUAGGGUUCUCUUUACAGGAAGUGUUUAUGGAAGGUUGUGCAAGUCACAUGCAGGGAGGUGUGACUGGGGUUUAUAAACAAAGGGAUUUAACUCCUAAAUGGCAGAAGAUUGAGCAGUGAGACUGCAGGGGCAUGUUCUAUACACCAAAACUGCUUCAUUAAGCUAAAGUUGUUCAGGUGACUAUAGUGUCCCUUUAAAAAGACUGAAUGGGGUACAAAUUAAGAACAUUUUGCACUAGUAACAAGAUGUACACAGUAUAAUGUGUAGUAUAAUUUGGCUCAAAAUCUUCAGGGUUAGAUAUAAAUAUAUAUUUUUCUUUGCCUUACAAUGUUUCACAUUACAGUACUUUUCGUUUAUUUUCAGAAUGCUUACUUUAAAAACAAAUGAACUGGGUAACUGAAUUUCCGAUGCCUGAUCCCUGGACACACUUUAUGGAUGCCUGCCCAUGUAGAGUGCUGCGGAACAUGUUGGCACUUUAUAAAUAAAGUAUAAUAAUAAUAUUGGCCAAUAUGGAAGAUGUUGGCAGUUUAUUCACUAAACACUGAUUUAUGUCACCUUGGCAACUGAUAAGCAACAUUUAAACAAAACAGCUGAAUGGGAAAAGUUUGUGAAAUACGAGAUGAGUCAAAAUGAAAGGACCGCCCAAAUACUUGUAAGACUUCUUCUUAGAUUAAUCUUAACAUUAUCACACAUUAAAAAUCUUUUAACUCACUCAAUACAAUUCUAGUAAAUCUAGUUGGGCUGAAAUUGUGUCAAAUCAAAAUAUAAAAUCUUUCCACUCUUCAUCCAGAACUACAUAACAAACUGAACUGGUGGAAAACUCCUCUUCUUUCAUCAAGAGGAUAAUACCUGGAUAAACAACCCAUUUCACAUUAAACAUCUAUCUGCCCUUACAUUCAAUUGUGCAAUAAAAUAUUCUUUCAUUCAUUCAUUCAUGUAUUUUAUUUGGUUAUAACUCUUUGGUGUACUCAAUGUGUCUCUUGGUUAUUCAAUUAUCACUAAUCUGUAAGUAGGUAUAUAACGGACCGUUUUGCUCACUAGAGGUUAAAAACCGUUUAGGCGAUAUUCCCCUUUCUUAGCUGCACAGACAGCUACUGCAAGCACCAAUCUCCCGAACUGGAAACCCACAAAUUCACCAACUCUGAACUGCAAACACACGAACACUGGAAACAGCCGAACUGGAGACACACAAAUAUCUGUUAGCAGACGAACAGGAAAAGCCCCCAAGCGGCUUACACUCCUGGCAAUCAGUCUCUAACAGCAUACAGUAAAUCCCCCCAAAGACGAGACGACACUUCGUUUUGAGGGUCAAGCAGAAUCUGCAGAUUUAUUCACACAACCUCCUUUUAAGACAUUUUCCCAUGCAAGGGAGGGAUCCACAACAGUUAGUACCCCAGCCAAUAAUGUACCAGUUACCUCCCACACAUCUCCUCCCCUUAGUGUGACACAUAAUCCCAUUAGUCCAGACACAAAUUCCCUGGGUUACUGGAUGUACCCCUAAACAUAGGGUUACCCCUUUAACUGUUACAUCCCCUGGUAGCCCUGAUCUGGGUGAGACACAUAUCCAAAAAUCACCCAGAUCGGACCAGGGGUUCGGGAAUUAUGGAGGGUUAAAGUUUUGACCGACUGCAUGGCAAAAGUAUCCAAAAAUAGUUCCAUGUAUUUUGGCCCUGCAGUCGGUCACAGAAAAGGGAAUGAAAUACACAAAUUAACUGGGUUAUGGAGCUUGGGGAGGAUUCGUAUGAAUCCCCUUGUUCGUGGGAUCCUCUUUACCAAACGGCCCGCACUUCUGCACGAAUUGCUGGAAGUCUGGAGGUCUCAGCUGUGUUUGCCUAGUCGAGUGUCCGAUUUUAGUUCCAGACACUCAACGGCAAAACACCGCUGUUCGGGAGUUUAAGAUGGCUGCCGCAACGUGUUCGUUUCCCGGAUGGCGGCCACCCAGAGGACAAAGAACACAUUACAUAGAUUACCAAUUACCCGUUUGCAACAUUGUUGCAAACGGUAAUUGGAGGCACACUUAUUCCUGGGUGGUCUUGUUGUUCGGUAGUUUCACUCAAUAUAAUGAAUGGAGUGAUUCUACCGAACAAUCAGCCGAAUGCUGCAUACACAUAACACCGUUUACCGAACACAUAAUAUUAAAGACAGCCUGAAUGCAAUCUGCUACACAGUCUUAAAGGGCAUUGUUCCUAAAAGUCAUAAUAUGUCCACGGAUGGCCCUUAAAGGGCCAGUAGCAGCAAUAUAAAAUACCUCAUGUCCAAAUAUUGCUUUCAAAAGUACAAAUUUACCAGGGGCCAUAGUCAGGGCCGGAUUAACAUAGGGGCUGAUGGAGCUGCAGCUCCAGGCCCAGGCCCAUGGAAUAGGCCCAUUGAUUUAAAAAAAAAAAAAAAAAAUCUUUUUUUUUUUUUACAUUUUUUUUUUUCCACACACUACUCUUAGGUAUUCCACCUGGCUUUUAUUUUAUUGGCACAGCCAGUAUUUGAGGCUGCCUGGCUGGUGCCAAUAUUGCAGUGAUACUGGCAAUACAAAUGCUGGUAUUUUUAUCAGUAUAAACAAGAGAUUACUAUGCAAUACCAGCACUGGCCAGUAGGGGUCGCUGUGUGUGGAGACAGGCAGGGAUAGGAAGUUCCAACAUAUCCCUCCCUGCCUAUCUAUAAUCACUGAUCUGCAGGGGUGCAACUACAGAGAGUCCAGACAGCAACUCCCACCCUGCAGAGACAGCCUACAGCUCAGGGAAAUAAGGGAUGGGGGGAAAGGCUGCAAUGAGACAUAUACUGAGACACUAAGGGACAUUGGGAGACAUUAUGGCAGACACUGAGACACUAAGGGACACUGGGAAACAUUAUGGCAGAGAAUGAGACACUAAGGGACUGCUUGUUUUUAUGAGUCUAACAGCAUGCAGAGUUACAGCUUUGGGCUUGAAUAUAGUAAGAUUUUGCUAUAUUUAUGGAGGCAUGAGGGGCCCAGGGGGCUAGAUGGUGGUGUUAACACUAAAGGGUCAUGAAUUCAUGUUUGUGUUCCUGGCCCUAUAGUGAUCCUUUAAGGUAAUGCUGACUUUGGUCUCUCUAACACUGUGACAUUUUCCCUUUCUUCUACACUCACUACAUACAGCUUUUCUCUGUCCCAGACCAUAUACCAGGAGCUUCUGCCUGCUAGUAAGAAGGUAAGUGGACCAGCGAGUGCUAGGGGACAGUCCUUAGAAAGCGUUGAGUGAGCGACUCAUUAAAUGCAUUUAUGCCAAGCUCAGGGUGCUGUGUGCAUAGUAUGCCCUUAGUUGGCCAGCUGCAUGAUUGGCAGGCAGCCUGACAUGCAUUCAUGCCAGGCUGGCCUUCUAAUUCUUUGAGCAGACAUGUCCUCUUUUUGGGCAUGUUCGCCCCUUUUGGCAGGUUACGUGAUUACGUGAUUUGUGUCAGUGGCACACCCUUUUACCAUGCCCAUUGACUUCCAGCCUGACUGGACACUGCUGUUAGGGGUUAUGGAUUUACUUGAAAGAUGAACAUAAAUUAGAGAGAGAUUAGCCUUUUCUUAUAGCUGCUGUUUUCUUUCUCUCCAGCACCAUCUCCAUCAGAUACAUGAUGCUUGGGAGUGUUUUACUGUUUUUGGUCGAUAUGAUUCUGUAAUUAGGCCCGUCAUAAUUGUCAGCACCAGGCCCACUGGGCUCUUAAUCUGGCCCUGGCCAUAGUCAGCAGGUAGGAGGCGGGCAGCCAGGCCUCUCCAAUGUCUAGUGGCGAGGCGGCUUUCGCCACAUAUUGUGGGAAUAUAUUUAUUUCCAACAAUUUCAAGUAUUUUUCUAAUUCAGAACUUUAGAACAAGGGCUUCAACAAGUAUCAGUCCAAGUCUAAUUAAUGUAUUUGCUGUUGAGAAUAUGAUUAGGAACUAUUGGUAUAUUAAAAAUUGAAGGGCUGGGAUUGGCUGCCAGGUGUCAUCUCUGUCCUAGUCUGUACAGAACUUAAAGGGACACUACAGGCACCCAGAACACUUCAGCUCAUUGGUGUAGUGUCCUUAUUGUACUUAGUGCUGCCAUGUAAAACAUUGCAGUUUCAAAGAAUGUUUACAUUGCAGCACUAAGUCUGCAGCACUAGACAGCCACUGGAGGUGCUUCCUGCAUCCUAACAUACUUUUGGUCCAGUAACUGAUGCUGGACAUCCUCACGCUCUGCAUGAGGAUAUCCAGCGUAAGCUGUUUAGCCAUAGGAAAACAUUGAUUAAUGCAUGUAUGGCGCUCGUCACGCAUGAACAUUAGUGCCUGCUCGUCGAGGGACGUCGGAGGAGCCACAACUCAGCACCGAAGCGCCGAGGGUCAUUGGCCUUGGGAUCAGGUAAGUAAAUAAUGGGUUUUGAAAGCAUGAGUCAAGCGUUGUUCCUCUAUGAUUGUUGGACAUUUUAUUUACAGUAUUAUUUUGGACAUUUAGUGAUCCUAAACUUACAGCCCCUGGAAAUUGUCACUCAAAGACCAGCAUGACAUGAUUCCGUACAAGAAAAAGUAUUUCAGUACAUAUUUUGAUGAGAAUCUAUAUUACUAAACUGGGCUGGCAAAGACAAUAAGGAACUGGGACAAAUGUUCUAAGGAGAGACAAUAACUGGUUAUAUGAUGCUUCCCAAAACAAUUACUUUUUAAGAAUUUAUGAAAGCAUUGGCAUCAAGGUGGAAUUCUAAUGGUGAAGAAGGAUAUUGCUACAGAAAAAGUUCCAAAAAAAGAAGAGACAAGUGUGUUUUAAAUAAAUGAAGGAAGAGACGGUUUAGGCAGCAGAAAAAUGUAUAGUCAAAAGUGAUGACGAUUAAAAAAAAAAGUAUAAUAAGGGAGAAUAACCAGAGUUGUUUUCCAUUUUGGGAAGGCUGAGUUUGAAUAAUUGUGUAGCACUUUAUUUAAAGGUGGAGAAAAAUAAACUGGUGACUGAUCGAUGUGGGAUUGAGGGAGAUCAAGGGAAGAGAGGUGAUCUGCAUAUAAUCACUAUAUAAAUUAUUAUCAUUAUUUGUAAAGCAUCAACAAAUCCCGCAGCACUGUACAAUUGGUGGGCUAGCAGACAAGUAUUUGUAACUAGAAGAGUUAGACACAAAGGGACAGAGGGGUUUGAUGGCCCUGCUCAAAUGAACUUACAUGCUAGAGGGAGUGAACUAUAGUGACACAAAAGGUAAAGGUAGGUUAGAAAAGUAAGUUGCUAGAAUAGUUUUCACUGAGGACUUAGUGUUUUGUUUUUGGAUGACAGUUGCAGGAAAGGAAGCAAGGUGUGGGCAUGGGAAGCUAUUAACAGUUUAAUUGACCAUGGAUAAGGUAUAAAGGAAUUUAUAACAUCACUAAGUAAGGCAUUGUGAAGUGAAAGCAAAAGGGGACUCAGAACAUAUAGGAUAGGAAAUGUUAGAAGUAACGUGUGUAGGAACUGAAAGCAGCGAUACAGCUAUGGUGGGGUUGGGAGGUAAGGCACCCAUGUACUCUGCCUUGCUCUCCAUGUUCACCCCCCAAUGUUAGUCCAUUGUGAAAUUAUAUUGUUGGUAUACCUACCUCAAUAUGUAGUAGCAAAUUCACUAUCUUACCAAUAGCAUAGUUAAUUAGCAUACAAUGAAGUUACUGAAUAGGCCAGUAUUAAAAUAAUUCUAGACAUAUUUAUAACUAGCGAGGUGCACAAAGUGCCAAAUAUAAAAUAAAUCACAACACAGAAAAAGGAAACAUAUGAAAAAUGACUUCCUGUUAUUAACUUUUAGAAGUGUUCUAAUGAUAAAUCCAUUCAAAAUGUAGAGGAAGAUGUAUCUACAUUUCUGGGAGUGGAAUGAAUGUGUUCCUGGGAUUGGAAUUAAUUUGUUCCAUCUUGGCUCAGUGAUGGGGGAGACAGAUCCAAAUGAUGUCGGAGAGAUGGCAAUGUGACCAAGGCAGUGGUCCUGACUUCUCCUCCCUAUUUAAAUCCCCAUUGAUCACAGAAUCACAACACAGGUGUUCAUGUGCUUAUUCUGUGCUAGUAGUUACCGUAUUUUUCGCUCCAUAAGACGCACCUCACCAUAAGACGCACCUAGUUUUUAGAGGAGGAAACCCAGAAAAAAAAAUAUUCUGAACAAACUGUUCCAUAGUGUUUCUUACCAUGGGACAGUUUGUUCAGAAUAUUUUUUUUUCUCCCCUGUCCCAUAAUGAUCUUUAACCCCCCUUUCCUCUGUCCCAUAGUGAUUGUUAACCCCUCCUACCCUGUCCCAUAGUGAUUGUUAACCCCUCCUACCCUGUCCCAUAGUGUUCUUUAACCCCUCCUCCCCUUGUCCAUUAGUGUUCUGAUCCCAUAGUGUCCCCCCCUCCCAUUGUCCCAUAGUGCACUUUCCCUCCCAUAGUGUCCCCUGCCCUUGUCCCAUAGUGUCUCCUCCCCUUGUCCCAUAGUGUCUCCCUCCCUCCCCUUGUCCCAUAGUGUCUCCUCCCUUUCUCCCAUAGUGUCCCUCCCCUGUCCCAUAGUGUCUCCCCUUGUCCCAUAGUGUCUCCUCCCUCCCCUUGUCCCAUAGUGUCUCCCUCCCUUUCUCCCAUAGUGUCUCCCCUCCCCUUGUCCCAUAGUGUCCCCUCCCUUGUCCCAUAGUGUCCUCCCCUUGUCCCAUAGUGUCCCUCCCCUUGUCCCAUAGUGUCCCUCCCCUGUCCCAUAGUGUCUCCCCCUCCCCUUGUCCCAUAGUGCCCCCUUGUCCCAUAGUGUCUCCCCUCCUUUCUCCCAUAGUGUCCCUCCCCUUGUCCCAUAGUGUCUCCCUCCCCUUGUCCCAUAGUGUCUCCUCCCCUCCCUUCUCCCAUAGUGUCUCCCCUCCCUUUCUCCCAUAGUGUCCCCCUCCCCUUGUCCCAUAGUGUCUCCUCCCCUCCCCUUGUCCCAUAGUGUCUCCCCCUCCCCUUGUCCCAUAAUUACUUACCUGUCUUGGAGCGUGGGCCGGCUUCACAGCGCGCUCCGCGGUCCAGGAACUAAUAUUUCAGGUUCCGGUUUCCGGCGGGACUGAAAGGACUCAGUGUGCACACUUCCUUUCAGUCCCGCCGGAAACCGGAACCUGAAAUAGAAGUUCCUGGACCGCGGAGCGCGCUGUGAAGCCGGCCCACGCUCCAAGACAGGUAAGUAAUUCUUCACAUUCACUCCAUAAGACGCACAGACAUUUCCCCUCACUUUUGAGGGGAAAAAAAGUGCGUCUUAUGGAGCGAAAAAUACGGUAAAUCAGAGAAUUUAUUGGAUAUCCAGUGUACCGAACCUGUUUUGUGACCCCCUACUAGGAACCAUUUUUCCUGGAAUACUGACUAUGCCCUUUCCCUGAUUCCAUCUACUAAUAAAUACUUUUUUCUGUGCUGUCACGAACCUGUCUAGUUGAUCUACCCCGUAGACAAGGGUGUACUAGACCAGGGAUAGGCAACCUCCGGCACUCCAGAUGUUUUGGACUAUAUCCCCCAUAAUGUUCUUACACCCGUAAUGCUGGCAAAGCAUCAUGAAAGGUGUAAUCCAAAACAUCUGGAGUGCCAAAGGUUGCCUUUGUCUGUACUAGACUUUGCACAUUCACUAUCGUAACAAUUAUUAUUAUUAUGAUAUUUAUAUAGCGCCAUCAGAUUCCACAGCGCUUUACAGUGGGUGGACGAACAGACAUGUAGUUGUAAGCAGACAAGUUGGACACACACAGGAACAGAGGGGUUGAGGGCCCUGCUCAAUGAGCUUACAUGCUAGAGGGAGUGGGGUAAAAUGACAGAAAAAGGUCAGGAUAGUAUUAGACUAGUGACAGUUGCAGAAGAGGAAUCAGUCAGGAGCUAUUAACAGUUUAAUUGAUACGCUUUUAUGAAGAAGUUGGUUUUUAACGAUUUUUUGAAGGAGUGGAGACUGGGUGAGCAUCUAAUGGAGGAGGGAAGAGAGUUCCACAGAAACGGUGCAGCCCUCGAGAAAUCUUGAAGGCGAGCAUCUGAGGUGAGAGUACGGACAGAAGAUAGACGUAAGUCUUCAGCAGAUCGUACGGGCCUAGGUGGGAAAUACUUGUGCAUAAGGGAGGAUAGUUAGUGGGAGCAGCAUUAUGUAGAGAUUUGAAAGCAAGAACCAGAAUUUUAAAUUGAGCUCUAUAUUUUAUAGGAAGCCAAGGUAGGGACUGACAGAAGGGUGAGACAUGGGAGGUGCGGGCGGACAGGAAGAUGAGCCUCGCAUUCAUUAUAGACUGUAACGGCGCAAGUUGGGAGCACGUAAGACCACUGAGAAGUGGAUUACAGUAGUCAAGGCGAGAAAGGACAGUGGAAUGGACCAACACCUUAGUCUCAUCUGGGGUUAAGUAGGGGCGGAUGCGCGCAAUGUUUUUGAGAUGGAAAUGACAGGAUUUGGCGAUUGAUUGAACAUGUGGCUUGAAGGAGAGGUCAGAGUCAAAAAGAACACCUAGGUAGCAAGCCUGCGUGGUGGAGCUGAUGGUAGCACCAUUGACCUGGAGGGAGACAGACACAGGAGUAAAAACACUCGAGGGAGGAAAGACCAGAAUUUCGGUUUUGGUCUAGUUUAGUUUAAGGAAGUGGGCAGCCAUCCAGUUAGAAAUAGCAGAGAGGCAGUCAGAGACACUAGUCAAGAGGGACGCGGAGAGAUCAGGAGAGGACAGGUAGAUUUGCGUGUCAUCUGCAUAGAAAUGAUAUUGGAAGCCAAAGGAGCUAAUGAGUUUACCAAAGGAGGCAGUAUAGAUGGAGAACAGUAGGGGACCAAGGACUGAACCUUGAGGGACACCAACAGAGAGGAGUUGGGGAGAAGAAGCAGAGUCAGCGAAAGAAACACUGAAAGAGCGCUGGGAGAGGUAGGAGGAGCACCAGAAGAGAGCAUUAUUUUGUAGACCGAUAUUGUGGAGGAUGAGAAGAAGCUGUUGAUGAUCAACAGUGUCAAAAGCCGCAGACAGGUCAAGGAGAAUUAGGAUAUAGUAGUGACCACUAGAUUUUGAAGCAAGUAGAUCAUUGGAUACUUUGGUCAGUGCCGUUUCCACAGAGUGCUUAGCGCGGAAACCAGACUGAAGCAGGUCUAGAAGAGAGUUGGACUCGAGGGAGUCUGUCAAUCUCGCAUACACAAUUCUUUCAAGGAUCUUGGAUGCAAAAGGCAGUAGUGAGAUAGGACGAAAGUUGCAUGGGGAGUUAGGGUCAAGAUUGGGCUUCUUUAGAAUUGGGGUUACAGUUGCAUGUUUGACGGGUGAUGGAAAUAUACCAGAGGAGAGAGAUUGAGAAUUUUAGAGAGAGAAAGAGAAGAAGACAGAGUACGGAUGAGAUGCGAGGGAAUUGGAUCUAGGGAGCAGGUGGUGGGGCAGGAGGACUGGAGCAGAGCAGAAACCUCUUCCAAUGUAGCGGGUGCGAAUGAACAUAGAACAGCAGAGGGAGUGAAGUUAGGGGAAGUAUUGUAAGGGGAAGAAGAAAGAUGAGAGAUCUCUACUCUGAUUGUAGAGAUCUUGUCAGUGAAGUGAGUUGCAAAGUCUGAGGCGGUCAAGUUAGUAGGUGGAGGAGGAACAGCAGGGCGAAGAAGAGAGUUAAAUGUGUGAACUAGUCAUUUGGGUUCGCGGGAGAGUGUGGUUAUGAGGGUAUUGAAGUUAUUAAAGGGACACUAUAGUCACCUGAACAACUUUAGCUUAAUGAAGCAGUUUUGUUGUAUAGAACAUGCCCCUUGCAGCCUCACUGCUCAAUCCUCUGCCAUUUAGGAGUUAAAUCCCUUUGUUUAUGAACCCUAGUCACACCUCCCUGCAUGUGACUUGCACAGCCUUCCAUAAACACUUCCUGUAAAGAGAGCCCUAUUUAGGCUUUCUUUAUUGCAAGUUCUGUUUAUUAAGAUUUUAUUAUCCCCUGCUAUGUUAAUAGCUUGCUAGACCCUGCAAGAGCCUCCUGUAUGUGAUUAAAGUUCAAUUUAGAGAUUGAGAUACAUUUAUUUAAGGUAAAUUACAUCUGUUUGAAAGGGAAACCAGUUUUUUUUUUCAUGCAGGCUCUGUCAAUCAUAGCCAGGGGAGGUGUGGCUAGGGCUGCAUAAACAGAAACAAAGUAAUUUAACUCCUAAAUGGCAGUGAAUUGAGCAGUGAAAUUGCAGGGGAAUGACCUAUACACUAACACUGCUUUAUUUAGCUAAA
Pelobates cultripes (western spadefoot toad) is the source of this 18425-nucleotide messenger RNA. NCBI's taxonomy places the organism in Eukaryota, Metazoa, Chordata, Amphibia, Anura, Pelobatidae. The record is from the annotation of a GenBank genome assembly.